Diuraphis noxia (Russian wheat aphid) is the source of this 591-nucleotide messenger RNA. RefSeq lists its product as uncharacterized. The record is from RefSeq and is a predicted model, not a curated record. NCBI's taxonomy places the organism in Eukaryota, Metazoa, Arthropoda, Insecta, Hemiptera, Aphididae.
AUGUCAUCAGAACCAACUACUGAUGAUUGGUUAGACAUAGCAGCUGAAUAUUUUGAGAAAGCCCAAUUUCCAAAUUGCGUUGGCGCCAUAGACGGCAAACAUAUACGUUUAGAAUGUCCUAAAAACACUGGAACAUUCUAUUAUAAUUAUAAACAAUAUUUUUCACUCAUCCUGAYGGCGAUUUGUGAUUCUAAUUACUGUUUUAUAAUUAUAGAUGUGGGUUCUUAUGGUAAAGAAAGUGACUGUAAUGUCUUUAAACAAUCAGUGUUUGGUAAAAAAUUAUACGAUUAUAGUUUAAAUUUGCCACCUAAAWUUUGUUUACCUGGUGAUGAUAACGGCGUUCCUCUUCCAUAUGUUUUCGUCGCCGAUGAAGCUUUCGCGUUACAUCCAAAUUUGUUACGACCUUUUCCGGGCAGGUCAUUAAACGACGACAGGAGGAUUUUUAAUUAUAGGUUAUCAAGAGCUCGACAACACAUAGAAUGUUCUUUCGGAAUAAUGACAAAAAAAUUGAGAGUUUUUCAAACAAGUAUACUGGUUGAACCCAAUUUCGCUGUCACUGUGACAAAUGCUACACAAUUUGGUUCGACGUAG